AUGUGGGCAGAGGUUUCGAUCAGUCACGUAUCGGAACUAUCUAAAUAUCCAAAUAUUCCCCCAACAAUCAAGAAGUUCAUCACAGAUUUGUCAAGAACCUUCUUGUUCAAACAACGGGAGAAGCCUGUUCUGGAUAGUCUACAGGAUUUAAUGAACAUCUACUGCAUGGGUAUCGACUCAAUUCAAGACAUCAAUAGACUAGGUGUUGUAACUCAUGCCACAAAGGAUGGUCAAUUGCAAGUCACCAUCAAGCACAUGCCAAUCAUCACUGGCUAUAAUGUAUUAGGUUUUGUUACGUUGGCGGGGAUUUGCUAUGGUGCUUGGCAGUUUUACCACAGCUCUGAUAGCAACUUACAAGAUCCCGAGUGA
Tremella mesenterica DSM 1558 is the source of this 369-nucleotide messenger RNA. RefSeq lists its product as uncharacterized. The transcript has a single exon. Bases 1 to 369 code for a protein of 122 amino acids. The record is from RefSeq and is a predicted model, not a curated record. Lineage: Eukaryota; Fungi; Basidiomycota; Tremellomycetes; Tremellales; Tremellaceae.